AUGGACAUAGAAUUGUUGGCCGUCCUUGUUGAGCAUCACAACAAUGGUGACCAUGCUCAAAAUGGUUGGAAGCCACAUGUGUAUAAUGCUUGCAUUAAGCAUGUCAAGGAUACAUGUGAUGUUGACAUUACGAAGGAAAACAUAACAGGAAGAAUCAAAACAUUUGGCAAGCAGUAUGAGAUCAUUACCAAGAUGCUUGCACAGAGUGGCUUUGGAUGGGAUUGA
Triticum turgidum subsp. durum (durum wheat) is the source of this 225-nucleotide messenger RNA. The record is from the annotation of a GenBank genome assembly. Lineage: Eukaryota; Viridiplantae; Streptophyta; Magnoliopsida; Poales; Poaceae.